CAACAGUUAACUCUCUGCAAAGUCUCUGGUCUCUGCUAAAAUGCAAUGAAGACGAAACUAUGAACAGGUCGGUGUGCGUAUUGGGCGGCAUAUUUAUUGUGUGUUGGUACGCCUGAAGAAAAAAACACAUAUCGACCUACGUUUAAUUAAUAUCUGUUCAUUAAUAACUGCAAUCAGAAACUCGUAAAGUUAAUGUUUGUUUGCCUUUCCAAAUGACCUUUGAUACACUGCACGACUCAUUAAGUUGUCAGAGUUAAAGACAGGUAUGCGUGUCCACGCAGUGUUAUUUUGUUCUCUAGAUAACACAAACAUGAGAGGUCACUUGAAAGAGACCGUUUUUCUCUGUGGAAUAUUUCUUAUUUGCUCAUCUGAAAUAGCUGGUCAAACAUGCAGGGGAAAGUGUGGAGACAUAGUCGAGGAAUGCUCCUGCCAUAUAACCUGUGUGUCUUUGCUGAACUGCUGUGCGGACUACAACCAGUCCUGUUUCCAGGUGACGCCUCACUCCAGCUCCAUGCUGGGUGGAAAAGUUCUCAGGAUCCUUGGUUUGGUCCUUCAUCCUGGUGGCCGACUUCUCUGCAGGUUCAAAGGUGAGCUUGAACGAGAAGGGUUCAUUGAUGCUGAAGGCCACGCCUACUGUAUCUCUCCUUUAUUGUAUGAGACGGGUUGGAUACCAUUUGCUGUCUCAACAGACGGAAUACAUUUUGACAGAUCUGGAGAGUACUUGUCAGUCCACCCCAGUAAAGCAGACCCUGCCUUUGAAGUCACCCUGGUGAAUUCAACACAGUGGCUGUACUACGGCACUCCAAACAUGGCAGGACGGCUUAAGAUGAUAUGGAACAGCUCUUUGGUUGGAACAGAGAAGGUCAACAUAGAGCUGUGGGGUUACAGAGAGUUCAGCAGGGGCACAGAGGCAGGGACGAACGGAUCGUCCUCUCUGCAGGCCGAGCUGAGCUACCUGUACUCUCUCGGCAGGAGCCUGCCCAACACUGGUGCCUUCAGCUUCAUCCCCGAGCCUUCAAAGAACCACUCUGACUGGGUGUUGGGGAAUAUCCGCAUCACUGCAAGUUCUAUGUCAGAUGGAGCAAGGGAUGUAAAGGGGCUCUGGAGUGGAGGUCAUGUCUUAGCCUGGCACCUGGAGUACGCUUUCAGAGAUGACUCUGCAGCCUGGGCCAAGAGCAAGUGUCUGCAGUGGGACGUGUUGGAGAAGAAGCUGCCCAACUUCCUGGAUGAGCUCAUUGACUGUCCUUGCACUCUGGCACAGGCCCGAGCAGACACAGGCAGGUUUCAUACUGACUAUAGUUGUGACAUUGAGAGGGGCAGUGUGUGCACUUACCACCCAGGUAGUGUCCACUGUGUCAGAGCAGUUCAGGCCAGCCCUACGCAGGGAUCAGGGCAGCAGUGCUGCUAUGACAGCACAGGUGCACUGGUGCUGACGGGAGACUCGAUCGGUGGCAGCACCCCAGACAGGGCUCACGACUGGGGCUCACCUCCAUACAGGGAGCCACCGCGGGUGCCGGGGUACUCCCACUGGCUUUACGAUGUCAUUAGUUUCUACUACUGCUGCCUGUGGUCUGACCACUGCCACAUCUACUUCAACCAUCGGCCCUCUAGCGGCUGUCGCAACUACUGGCCUCCAAGAGCUGGUGUUGUCCUUGGGGAUCCGCAUUUUGUAACGUUUGAUGGCCUCAGCUACACUUUCAAUGGCAAAGGAGAGUUCUACCUUGUGUCUUCGCCAGACAGAGAGCUGAGUGUUCAGGCCAGAACAGAGCAGGUGAAACUUAAGAACGGUACUUGGGCCAAAGCCACAUGGCUGUCAUCAGUGGCUAUGAAGGACAAGGUCUCUGAUGUCAUUGAGGUGCGUCUAGCAGAGGGCCACGUUCAGGUGCUAAGGAACCAGAAGGUCCUUCAUUUCACAGAGCAAAGGUGGAUGGACGUACGUGGAGGUUUUGUGUUCGCUCCCUGUCCUCAGAACGUGACAGUAACCUUUCUGUCUGGAGUCGGCGUGGAGGUUCGUGUGCAUGAAGGGACCAUGGCAGUGACCGUCCUACUUCCAGCAGAGUUUACCAACCACACUCGGGGUCUCCUCGGUCUGAUGAACUCUGACCCAUCCGAUGACCUGUUGACCAAACUAGGAGAGGUCAUCUCAGCCGACGCCACACCAGAAGAAAUCUUCACCUUUGGAGCAGGCUGGAAUGUUUCAAAGAAGUCUUCCCUGUUCACGUAUGACUCAAAGUACCUUUUGGAUACCUACUAUUUCCGACCAAGCCACGAUCCUGCUUUUGUUCCUGCCUUUUCUAUACCUGAGAGACCUGAUGACCCUCUGGUGGCAGACAUGUUGAUGAUGUGCUUUGGAGAAGGAGCAAAGUUCUGUAAAUAUGAUACCCUGUCCACCAGGAGCCUCACAAUGGGAAACGUCACACUCAGGGCCUACCAAAGUCAUCAGGCCCUAAUGGAAGCCCUGGAGCCAGUGGUGUCUUGUGGCUGGCUUCCCACACCCAGAAAUGGAAAGAAGCAUGGGACACUUUACUUAGAGGGGAAGACUCUGAGUUUCACCUGCAAUGAAGGCCACAAACUGUACGGUUCAACAGAGCGCACUUGUUCGGAUGAUGGGACCUGGACCGGAGAGCAACCCUACUGUAUAACAGAUGAUAUCCUGGGGUUUGUACUUGGCGGUGUUGGUUCCCUCUCAGUACUGGUCACCAUGGGAGUAAUGAUCAAACUGAACAACAGGAAACAAUACAGAGUUUUCAUCACCCAGCCGACACUGUAAAUAUGACUUAACUACAUGUUUUACUUCCUCCUCCGGCUAUUGGAUUUUGCUUUCCUUAAGAUUUCAGUCUGGGUUCAUUUAGUAACACUUGUGGUGGUUACCAUGGCAACGGCAAAUGUGGGUUAAUACAGGUCUGCGCAGCAACUUUGUCAAAAAUACAACAGAGGAGCAACUGGUGGGUCUGAUUACAAUGGACACAAACAAACUCACAAUGCUUUCAUAAAGAAUACAGUCAAUAAUCGUUCUGUUUCCAUCAUGUGCCGCCACGAUCUGAUUUCAUGAUUGACACAGCACGAGUAGAUUUCCACACAACAUCAGGGCAUAGUGAAAGGAGGUGGUUACCUUACUGGGAAAUUGGAGAAGUGCAGCCAGUCGCCUGCAUCUCUUCAUCUAACAACUCGCUGGUCCUUCUUGUUGUCUUGUUUUGUAAACGCAUUUUUGAUGAAUGAAAGCGGUUAGCGCAUACAUUACGUUUCCUGUGACCGCUUUGCAAUAAACGCCACCCUGAGUUUUUCCAGUUGAAUGCUUAUAAUGUAAAGCUGCAGCAGGGUUGUGAUUGCAUAAACAGUACAACCAGCAGUACAGUUAAUAUGGUGCACAGUAAGCCGUGUAGCUGAAA
Messenger RNA from Micropterus salmoides (largemouth bass), 3389 nucleotides. It is a transcript of the gene susd2, whose product is annotated as sushi domain containing 2. Lineage: Eukaryota; Metazoa; Chordata; Actinopteri; Centrarchiformes; Centrarchidae. The transcript has 14 exons. The record is from RefSeq and is a predicted model, not a curated record. Bases 266 to 2770 code for a protein of 834 amino acids.